This is a messenger RNA of Bactrocera oleae (olive fruit fly), 5756 nucleotides long. It is a transcript of the gene Hmr, whose product is annotated as Hybrid male rescue. The record is from RefSeq and is a predicted model, not a curated record. Lineage: Eukaryota; Metazoa; Arthropoda; Insecta; Diptera; Tephritidae.
UCCUCGUCGUCCCCUCGCCCAAAAAACCGGUUUGGAUUACAAAAAAGUCUCCUCGUGUGAACAUCGUCGAAAGAGACGCACUAAACUGCAGUAUUUAAAGCUUAUUUCCGCUAACACUCUGUUCAGAAGGUUCGCGAUCACACGGUUUAUCUCUUCUAACAUACAUAAGUAUGUUAGGAUUGAGGUCCAUCUUGCUCUUACAUAUUUUAUUAGCCUAGCUGAAGUAAAAUUAUCAGUUUUUACUUCAAAUUCGCGAGCUCUGGAUCCACGAGUUCAAUUUUAAAAAUGGCUUCGUCAAAUUUUCUGUCGUUACUUUGUUUGUAUUGCAGUAUUUAUAUCAAUUUUUUUUUCGGAAUCCGUACCCUUUUUUGAUCGUAUCACUAUUUAUCUAAAAAAAAGUAAGCUGUAUUAAAAAAAAAAUUUAAAUGAUUUCAAGAUCGUGCAAUAACCAAAUAGAGAAAAUAAUCUGACCUAAAUAUAGCGAUAUCUGUCAGAUUUACAUAUCUCUACCAUGCUCUCUUAUUUUAAUGAACACAGCUGUAUUUAUGUGCGCAUAUACGCUUCUCUACUGUCUCUUUCCUUUACAUGCAACUGUAAUUGUUCGAAUUUUGCGCUUCUAUUUACACAUACGAUUUUCUAAAAUAAUAAAUAAAAAGAUAUUCCUGGGUUCACCUGAAUUUUCUCUCAAGUCGGUUUAACGGCAUUCUCAUGGGCACCAAAAUGCUUUAUCAGUCUUAUUCGUAUUUCAUAUCAACUGCAUAGGCGCUGUGCUCACAAAUCAUGAGCACCUGAUUAAAUGCCUGACAUGGUACAGCAGUAGCCAAUGCCUCGCCAUUGUUGUCCGAAUGCCGUUGAAUUUAACAGUCGCCUUGCGAAGAGUAGCAGAGUAAAUAACAUGAAAAAUGUUCGUUUGCUAUUUUCAGCAUUGCGUACGUUUUUAGGCAAAACAGAGAGCGUUGCUGGAUAUUCAACAUGUGCUCGGCUCAUGUGUGCGUUUGUUUGUGCACCCAAGCUUACUUAUGUGUGUGUAUAUGUGUGUUUAUAGGCGUUCGUUCGUACGGCGGGCAUUACUCAGUGGUUCGUCUCACAUUUUUCACCGAGUUGUUUCUGUUUCGCUUUAGUCUGUAUUCGACGAGGCAAAUCGUAAGUUUAUAUUGUGAAGUGUGUUUAUGAUUUUCGUUGAUUACAUUGAAAAUAAAUUAAUAAAAGAAAAGCAACGUUUGGAAGAAGUUGUGGCGCAUUGAUCUGCAAAGAAUGUGCGAUGAAAAUGGCGUGAGUAUUACGCCUUGCGAUACUGUGGCAAUAUCCGAUCCCAUAGAAGUGUAUGACAUGUUCAUAGUGGAAGAUGACGAGUCCAAAGAUUCCAAUAAGCAAAAUGGGAGGUUCUAUAAGCGUCUCAUACGGCAUGUACGACGGCAGCGCGUACUUUACGAUCCAAAACAUAAACAAUUCUCAUGUGCCGAAGCGAAAAACGAAGUUUGGGCCAAAAUUGCAAAGCGAAUGGGUUGCGAUGCUGAUCUCUGCAAGAAUGCUUGGGUGAACUUGCGUUAUUCUUAUCAGAAAUAUGUGCGCCGAUUGCGUAAAUUCUUUGCCAACAAAGCGUGCAAGAAGCGGAGACGCCGACCUAUUAUGGCAUUUGAAACGGAAUUAGUUUUCCUCUGGCGUUUCAUUGUCGACAAAAUACGCUGUCCCCUGCCCUACAGCGAUGAGAUGGAGGUGCAAGAAGCAACGCCCGUACAACCAGCUGCCGUCGAUGAUGAUAUAGUUUUGCUGGAGGAUGACGUUGAGGUGAUCGACUUGGACGAUGAAACGCCGUCCUUAACAAAAGUAUUUGCUAAGCUAUGUAAGGUACACUUCCAAGUCACGCCGGAAAUACGUCGCUUGAUUUACAAUUUGCAAUGCUAUCAGGAGAUAUUCGAUAGCUUCCAUCGGUAUUAUGAGGAUUAUCGGCGCAAAGGCAUUAUUUGGAAUGCCAUCGCGAACGAAGUGGGCGAUAAGGCUACGAAAUUAAUGAAAUGUUGGAUACAUAUACAAACGCGCUACGAAUGGGAGCUUAUGCAACGCCGCUUAGAAAAGGAGUUAUCAGCUACAAAGCCGCAAACUGAACUGGAGAGUCUUUUGCAUUUCACAAAGGCACACAUACUUAGAAUGCCAAGAACGGUUUACAAAAGUUCAUACUUUCUCAAAAUGGAUUGGCAUGAGCCCAUUGAUCACUUUAAAAACAUCUUCAGCUUGCUGGUGGCAAUGAAGAAAUAUCCAAUAGUGAUUACGCUUACCGAAAUGAUGGUCAACAAAACCGAAGACGUCGAUACUGCUAAAUAUACGCAACUUUGGACCGAUGUGGCAAAUACUAAAGGUGGCACUGUUACACCUGGUCAGUGCGAGACCACUUGGCUCAUCCUGCGUUUGUUUUACUGGGAGCUAAUGGGCAUGCGCAAACACAGUUAUCAACUGCAAGACAAAUGGUAUUUCGAAACAAUUAUAACGGAGCUAUAUGCCUUGUCCAAAACGUAUAAGUUGCCACGCGCUAAAAAGCCUACACUCGGUACGCUCAUGAUAUCGUCCAUAUGCGUCGAUGAGAUGACCAAACCUCCAUUCUCAACCACUGACAAUGCAAAUAAUGUUAAGCAAACCGAAGUUGUGCCCAUGCACAACAGUACGCCCCCGCUUGAUGACACGCUAACGCCGAGCGCUAUCGUACCGAUAUCGGUCAGUUUGGAUGAAGACAAAAUCAGCUCUUCAAUAAUCGAAACUAAGAGUCAAACGUCAGGUAAAAAUAUCGUAAUACGCAAUAAACCGCAUAACAGCGCCUUGGACAUUUCCUCUGGCUCCACUUGCACCACCGUCUCAAAUACCGGCUUGGUUGUGACAGUGACCAAAGUGCCGCCGAAAACGCAUACAAACGCCGUCAUACAACAGGAUGCACAAACGGCUUAUCCACAAGCGCGUUCGCCACAAAUACGCGUCAAAUCGCAGGCGCAACUACAAGCCGAACCCAUAAAAAUGCUUGUGCAAGCGCGUCCACAGAUACAAAUACACGCACAACCCACCGCCGCACCGACGCCAAACCAACCCAUACAAGUACAAACCAUAACGCUGCCGCGCAUGCCACAUUUACAACAAGCACAGCAAUAUCAAAUGCUACCACUCACGCCAAUACAAGCGCAACCCAAGUUGGCGACGAAGCAACAAGCAAAUCAGCAGGCGCCAGCACAAUUCAUACCUACCAAUAUGGGUCAGUUGCUGCCGCCAACAGCAAUAGAGCCGACAAUCCACGAAACUACCACAAUAAGUUUGGAUACGAUAAAGACACCGAAAAUUGUGUCGGCGGUCAGUUUGGCACCGCGCGCCACCUUCCCUGUACCCUUCAUCAAUAAGGGUUUACAAAUUACCGCUGUCGCAGGUGCUUCCACCAGCGCAUCACCGCCCGCCCCACACACCAACACCGCACCAUUACCACUAUGCGCAGUAGCACCUGCCCCGCAUACCAGCACCGCACCAUUACCACUAUGCGCAGUAGCAACUGCCCCGCAUACCAGCACCGCACCAUUACCGCUACGCGCAGUAGCACCUGCCCCGCACACCAGCACCGCGCCAUUACCGCUGCGCGCAGUAGCACCCGCCUUAAAUGCGCUUGCGCCGCCAACAGUGGUUAUGACGCCGACGUCGAGCGCUUUCAAUUUACCGUUUUCAUUGCCAGAUAAAACAAAUAUUACCAAGUGUCCGCCAUUGAGUAGUGUCAGCACCGAUACAGUCAGCAAUACGAUAAUAACGCUGCCAAAUGCUGUGGUGCCUGCGCCCACGUUGACGCCAGCAAAUAUGCCGCGACCCAUAACGGAGGCAUCGUCGCUCGAGGCGAAAAUACCCGCCACCGUGUUGGCGCGUCCAUAUUUGACACCAACCUCACAGCUAAACGCCAACGAAAUUAUGAUCGAAUUGAUUAGUUCGGUGAAUGGCAAUCAGUUGGUGGUGCAUGGGCCGCCGCUGGAGCAAAAGUACUCACUACCAAUGAGCACGACGGCGCUGUUGAUCCGAGAGGUGCUCUCCAUACCAUAUUUGCAUAAGAAGGACUACAAUAAACCGCAGCAGGUCAAUAUGUGUUGGCAGUACUUGGCUAAGCGCUUCAAUUUGCCUGUGCAUAUCUGCAAGGCUUGUUGGAAUUUCUUGUCGGAAAACUUCGCACAUUUCCCCCAAAUUGCGCCCAUGGAAGAGCUGACGAAACCUGUGAAGAUUGGCAUUAAGGUGUGGCGUGAGAAUUACGCCUUCUUUCAAACAUUCAAUGAUAAAGCAGCCCAACUGCGUUUGCCGUUCGCAAAGGAUGCUGUGGAGAAGUUCUUCGAUAAUAUUAGAGAUCAAACAAAGCACAUACCACGUAUAGGUGGAAAGAAAUUGACUUUCGUCGCGGAUUGGCAAGCUGCUAUAAAUAGCAGUCCAUAUGUACCAAACAAAAUCUGGUUCGGCACAUGGACCCUAUUUAAAGGCGCCUUUUUGAAAUACAUGCAUGACUUGGAGAUUGGCAUCGACAACAAAUGGUCGCUAGAAUGGUGGCGCGUAUUGGCCAAAUUGGAUUUUCUAAUCGAAGAACAAUAUCAUAAUAUGGAACCGUUCUACUAUAUAGUGCGCAAUAAAAUGAUCGACGAAUGCGAACGCUGCAUCAAGGAAGAGAAAAAAUACACUAUCGAUCCGAAGACGCAGCGAUUCGUGCUGAAAAAAGAUAUGACGCAUCCAAUGAUGCAGAAAAAACCCGAAAUUGAUGCCUACCGAGUCGUAAUGACCGUGCGUCGCUAUCCGCAGAUUUACCAAAAGGCAACGGAGGACGAGAAGACCAAAGCAUGGCAGAAAGUCGCGCUCGAAAUGCGCACAACUGUGACGGCAUGCCGUUUUGCCUUCCAAUGCGCCUUGAAGAACUAUCGGCUGUACGCGGCACGUGACCCAGCGAAUCGUUGUCGCCUCAAUCAUCGCUAUUACAAACAUUUAGCGGAAAUUUAUCGUAUCAUCAAGCCGACGCGCAAGCUCAAUAUUAAAACACCUUCCGAACUGAAUCAAUCGGUUAGCGAUAAUGCCGACGCGAAUGAGCCAGUAUUCCCCGAACGUUUCAUUAUGGACAUCAACAUGGGCAAUAGUCACUCGAAUGUGGUGAUGAAGAAUUGGGCCUAUGGUGUGGGCAUAUCCGUGCGAAAGGAGAAGUUGGAAGCGCUUUUUCAAAAAUAUCGUCCAGCUUCGGCCCCAAGCGAAACAGAAACAACAAAGUAGGUUAAGAGUGGGCGGAAAGUACUGAUUUUUCAACGCACUACCAUUGGAGAGUUAUCUAUCUAUAGAGAUAUGUACAUAAAUAUAUAUAUAUAUAUAUAGUCUAACACUAAUUAUAAAACAAGAAAAAACUUUUGCGAUUUUAUUUAAUUAUAAAACAUUUUUUACUGUUAUAUAGUUGUAUAAUAUUUUUAAGCAUGCUUUUUACAUAGUAUAUAUAGAUAUAUGUAAAUAUAUAAGAUACAUACAUACAGUUGAAUAUAUGUAUGUAUGCGGCUGUAUAUGAUAUUAAAUAAACCUAAACACUCGGUAGUUUUAAAAAGUUAAUAUUUUCCAUUAUUAAAUAACCUUAAAAUUAUGUUUAAGUUUAUAAAAUCAUUUCAAGAAAUUAACAGCAAUAAUUUUUAGUAUGCUAAGCGCUUUUGUGUGACACCAGAAACCAAAAUACAACUAUAUUUUUUAUUUAAAAAAACUCUGAAAUAUAAAGUACUGAAUGGAAACGAAGA